Molecule: messenger RNA, 5873 nt
Organism: Ahaetulla prasina
Lineage: Eukaryota; Metazoa; Chordata; Lepidosauria; Squamata; Colubridae
Gene: NINL
Product: ninein like
Exons: 22
Coding region: 188-3457 (1089 amino acids)
Biological process (GO): microtubule anchoring at centrosome
Cellular component (GO): centrosome
Molecular function (GO): calcium ion binding
Source: RefSeq, a predicted model, not a curated record
GCCCGUGGCCGCUUCCUCACCGCCGCUAGGGGAGGAGCGCCUGAGGAGAGAAACCGAGCGCACGCUGGUAUUCAGACUCCCAGGAGACAAAGAGGCUGGGAGCUUUUCUUCAGAGGUCCCUGCGCGGUGGGGAUGCUGCUUGGCUAGUAAAGGACCCCGGAGAAAAUUGUGUGCUAUAUACUAUGGGAUGGGUGAGGAAGAGAACAGAUACACCUCUCAGCUCAAGGAUGUGUAUGACAGCUGUGAUACCACAGGCACUGGGUAUUUGGACAAGGAGGAGCUGACUGAGUUGUGCCACAAACUACAUCUGGAAGGAGAGCUCCCCUUACUUUUGGAAACACUUUUGGGAAAUAAUCACUUUGCCAGAGUUAGUUUUGAAGAGUUUAAGGAAGGUUUUGUGACCAUAUUGUCUUCGAAUAUCAAUCUUGGCCUUUCAGAUGAUGAGAGCAGCUAUCUGGAGCCAGUUAUUCCAGAUGAGAUUGAGCCCAAGUAUAUCACUGAGGCCAAAGGGUAUGGUUACCGGACAAGGCCAGACCUUGAAAAUGCCAUGUUGGAAACCCCCAAAUAUUUACAAGAGGAGCAAAGAAAUAUAAAUGUAAAAAGUCAGCUGAGACAUUCAACUUCUUUGGAGAGUGUGGAGAGCCUCAAAUCAGAUGAAGAGACUGAAAACUCAAAAGAAGAACAGCAGCAGACCUUUGAAGGCCAAGGUCAAAUGUGUACCUGGGAUGAUAACCUCAUUGACAAUCCUAGAGAAGUCUCCACCUCAUGUUUGAACACGACUGACAAUCAGAUUAGAGUUACUUGGGAAGAUCUUGGCAUUGGAAAUAAUGGAUACCUCAACAAACAAGAGCUGGAUAUUGUUUGUAAGAACCUUGGACUCAAAGAGAUGGAAAAAGAGGAACUUGAAGAAUUAUUUUACAAAUUGGAUAGUGAUGGAGAUGGCAGAGUAAGCUUAAAGGAAUUCCAGCACGGCUUAUUCAGCCACAUCUGCAUUCCUUGUCCUUUUUCUUCCACGCCACUUAAAUCAAAAAGGCAAAGACCACACUCUAAUCAGAUUUUGAAAGACAAUGGUCAACAAACUGCAAUUCCAUCUCUUUUAUCCAACUCAAUGGCUUUGAAUCUUUUCUCCAGCAUUAACGAUGGCAGUGGUUUUGCAAGUGUGGACCAAGUUGUCUCCAUCUGGGCCUGGGAAGGGAUUGAAAACUGUAAAGAGAUUUUUAAGAGUCUUGAUUAUAAUGUGGAGGAGCGAGUGAACCUCCUAGAGCUUUCUAUGAUCCUUGAUGAUGAAUUAAUUGCUUCCAAGAAUGGACUUCAACAGGCAGCUGUUGCCUCUUAUAAGCAUGAACUUCAUCAUCUACAAGCACAAGUGGAACGAAUUUCUGGUGAGAGAAACAAAACAAGAGCUGAGCUGGAAAAAGUCAAAAAGAGAAAUUGCCAGCUUUUUAAGGAAGUAGAUGAUAACCAUAGUGCUCUGGAGCAUCACAAUGAGAGUAAAAUCAGAGCUCUUGAGCAAGAUUUCAAAGGAAAACUAAUGGCAAUAAAGUCUGAUGUCAGGAUGGAACAGGAAUUGCUCAUGCAACAAAUGCACCAUCAGAGAACCAAGUUAGAAGCAGAUUUCAGGUACCUUCAAGAGGAGGACUCUAGUUUAAGGAAAAAGCUGACGUUGAUGAUCAAGGAAAAUAGUCGCUUACAGAAUGAAGUUGCUGAAGUGGUUCAAAAACUGAGUGAAUCUGAAAAUCAAGUUUUGAAACUUCAAGGAGAUCUUAAUUUUAUUUUGAAAGACAAGCUGGGAUUACUGGAUCCAUACAGUACAGAACUAUUCGAUCAAGAAGCACGCUUUGCUAAAAUCAUUCAGGAAUAUGAACUGCAAUGUCGGGAACUGCAUGACAAGAAUGAUGAGUUACAGAUGGAGGUGGAAAAACUGAGAUCCCUGCUGCAUGCAAACAAGUCUAACCUAGCAUGCUACAAAAUGAAGACCAGCAACACUGGAGAGAGGUCCUUGCCUGGAAAUGAAAAAGCUAGCAUUAUAGAUGACACUUUCUUAACAUCUAAUCCCUAUUCAGUAAGUAUAGAAACAGAACUUCUGGUGGAAGACUUAAAAGAACAGAAUCAAACUAUAAAAACACAGCUAGAAACUAAGGUCAAUUACUAUGAACGGGAAAUAGAACUUAUAAAAAAUAAUUUUGAGAAAGAAAGGAAGGAUACUGAGCGAAGUUUCAGGAUCAAGAUUAGUGAAUUGGAAGAACAAAAGAAUGCCCUGGAAGAACAGAAUGAGAAAUGCCAGGAAGUGAUUGAUGGUUUGAAAAGCCAGGAUCGGAAGGUAGAUCCUAUCCAAGAAAUGAAGAGAUUUGAGAAGGAGAGGGCAGAAAUGGAACAGUGCUAUGCUAAAGAAAUGUCAAACUUAGGUCUGAGGCUGGCCCAGGAAAGGGAAAGAUUGGAAGAUGACUUGAAGAUGAAGCAUGAAAUGGAGAUACAUUUUAUGAGAGUGGAUCUGCACAGGGUUUCAGAAGACAAUAUCCUCUUAAAAAAUAAACUUGGAAAAUGUCAGCGAGAAAUAGAGGAGAUUGGUGAUAUAAACGAAAAGCACAGAAAGCACAUUGAUGAAUUGAAAAUGGAGAGAGAGAAGAUGAUGUAUGAAAUAAAAGAAUUAAAUGACUUGAACAAAUGCUUCAAAGAGGAAAUCUUACAGCUGAACACCAGGACUGCUCAGCUAAGCCAUGAAUACAUUGAAUUAAGCAGCAAGAAUAAAGCCAAUCAGAAAACAAUCAAGAUACUGAAUCAGAGGUUUCUUGAAUUGGAGAGCCAAAAAAACCAAGAAGCUAUGGUAGCCAAGCAACUUCGGGAGGCCUCUGCUGAGAUGAAAAAGGAGCAUUUUCAGCACCAGUUGACAUGGCAGGGGGAAAAGGACUUGCUAGAUCAAGAGUUGAAAUCGCUGAAGGAAAAGCUGUUAGAAGCUAACACCAGAUUAAGUCAAGCUGAGUCUCAGCAUGCACAUGAGCUGCAACAGCUGAAGACCCAGACGGACAAUACAGUACCUAAGGACCAUCUCAUUGAGCUUCAAACCAGAUUGGCAGAAGAACAGAAAACAGUCAGAAAAUUGCAAGGAGAUCUAGACUUACAGGCAGAACAAAUGAAAUGGCAACUGGCUAUUUAUCAAGAAGAAUAUGAAAAUGCACAUAGAUUAAUGGAGGAGAAGAUGGGGGAAGUAGAGAUGAAUUUGAAAAAUACACAAAUAUUGCUGCAGGAAAAAAUGUCCCAAAUUAAGGAACAAUUUGAAAAAAAUGCCAAGUCUAAUCUAUUGCUGAAGGACCUGUAUGUGAAGAAUGCACAUCUGAUGAAAAUGCUGCAAGUUACAGAGCAGAUGCAGAAGAACACGGAAAAUAGGAACUUAAUUCUAGAAGAAAAAAUUUCAUCCUUGAAUAAGCUAGUUGGAGAAAUCACAUUUGCAUCUCAGUGAAUUAUUCAUUGAAAUGAAUUGGUUUCCAUUAAGCUGUCUUAAGUGGCAAUCAGUAGUAAAGAUAUUAAUUGGUCAAGUUUGUUCUUCAUAUUUCAGACUGAAUACAAAACUUCUUAUUCUCACAAACAGAACUCUAUAUGAGAUAGCCAUCACUUCAGUGGGAAAAAUACAAAUGCUAUUUAAAAAAAAUAGGAAGAACAAUAAGCAAAUACAUUCUGAAGAUGAGGAAACACGAGCAACUCUACAGCAAUAAAAAUCCAUUUUUUUCCAAUGGAAAAGUUUAAUCAUUUAAUGCCUUCUGGAUAAAUUUCACAGAAACAGGAUAUGCUACACUGUAUCAUUUGGGGACCAGACAUUUAUUGUGAUUUCAACUUCUUGUCCCCUGUCUGUCUAUACACUGGCUAAAGAGUGGGUGAAUGUGUGUGUGUACAUAAACACAAGAUUUUAUGUAAGUGUAAAAUAUUAACUCAUUGAAUUAUGUGCUGUAGUAUUGCAGAACUGUAAACAACCCAAUGAACCUCUUUUUUUUGCUUUAGGUAUCUGACACAUUUUAAUUAAAUAGUAUCUAUACAGUUUGUUCUCACUUGAUGGUUUUUAAUUGUAUAAAUGGCUUUGCGAAGCAGACAUAUGUUCUUUUUGCUAGGAUGGCAAAAUAUACAUAUUCCUCCUCUGACUUUAAUGGCCACAGCAGAUACUGUGUGUUGUGCCAUCAGUGCACUCUUCAUAUCUUUAAAAGGAAUUUGUUAUUAAUUUGCUAUUAAGAUGAAAACAUUAUUUCACCUGAAAAACCAGUGGGGCUCCCCUUUUCCAUCAAAGUUAAAGUGCUAUAUUUUCAUUAGGAACAUUAGACAUGUAACUAGCUGUCAUUAUAGACAAAAUACUGAAAUAAACUAUGAGUUCAAAAGGGGAUUACUAUGUUGUUACUCAGGGGCUUGGAGAAAACGGCUGUAGCUGACUACCAUCCCCAGCUUGACUUGCUAUAGGACCCAAACCUGCAUGAAUAGAUUUCAGAGAAAGCAACUUCGCUACUUUUCCAGCCAAGUCUCAGUAAUACAUCUCAAAUCCACCUCCUUGUCCACCAUCAAAUCAUAAAUGGAUGCCAUCUUAUUGCAUACAGAGCUUGCAUUUUCCAAUAGCACUUAAGGACCAAUCCUUUGACAAGGGAUACAAAGUUAAAAGAUUAAAUCACACUAAAUUGGAUAUCAGCUUGUCGGGAAUGACCUAAUACUUACAGCUGCAUUAAAUAGUUUUGAAUUGUAAACUCAAAGGCCAUACUAUGCCUAGUAACUUAAAUCAUCCACAAGAUGUGCAAUAUUUCCAAGGAAAGGCAGAGACAAAUAGGGAUAAUCAUGCAGGCUGCCAUUUCUCCAUUCUCAGUAAUAUCUUGCAGAGACUGAUGAAAUCAACUAUCCCAGUGUGGGAAAACUAUUUUACAGAAGAUAAUCUGAAUGCAGUCUAGAAAGCACAAAAAGGCAUAGAGAGGUUUUAUUCCCUUAGCACUUUUUAAAAAAAGCAUUCUACACAUAAACUACUGUUUUUCUUGGCUCCUUGACUAAAAUGGAAACAUUCAGUUCAACCUGGGAAUGUAGAAUUUGUGCCUUAUCUCAAAUCAUGCUUCCAAGAAGAGAAAAACAACUCAGCAAUUUAUAUUUUAUGUACUCGUCAAAGAAGCGAGUUGUUGUCAAUUUGUGCAUCUACACUUGAUUUAGAGUUUGUAGGGCGGAACAAAGAACUCUAACGGGGAUGCCAAGACAGUAACAAAUCUUGAGAAAUGCUUAUUAAGAAAUUGCCCACAGAUGCAGCAUCAGAAGGAUACAAACUCAAACAACUGGGUGAGCCCUAAUAGCAGGAAAGGUUUAUGUUCCAAAAUUUGGCUGCAAGGAAGUUGAGAAAAAGAGAUAAAUCUUACAGCUUGUCUCUCCCCUAUCUCCCUGUCCUUUGGAAUCCCUAUUUAGUUCUGGGGGAACUGAAGGGGAAAUCAAUGUACUGUAUUUGCACUAAUUGGAGAGGAAGAGAUUACAACACAGUAAGCAAGCAGAUAAUGGGGAAUACACAUUGAAAAGAAUGCUUUUGUGCUUUCUUAGCUCCUGUCUGGAGGCAAAAGAAAAUCUUUAGGAAACUGAUUAGAAUCAUGCCAAUUUCAGAUAGCUGUGGAAGCUGGCCCAAGGUGCUAGUAACUGAUCAAGGUCAUUGAGCUUGUUAACAGGAAGGGAGAUUCCUAUGUUUAGCACCUUUAAGAAAAAUGUGCUGCAAAGAAAAGCAGUUUAGAAUGAGACAGGUUGUUCAAGCAAUCUCUUCCUUCUGCAAUGGAGGAAAUUCUAAGAAAAGAGCGAAAAGGAAAAAAUACAGAAAAUAGGAGUUAGGCAAACAUGCACAAGAUAGGAGUAUAUUACUAGUUGGAAUACAAACCUAAAUA